Messenger RNA from Poecilia reticulata (guppy), 7525 nucleotides. RefSeq names its product NGFI-A binding protein 2 (EGR1 binding protein 2) (gene nab2). Lineage: Eukaryota; Metazoa; Chordata; Actinopteri; Cyprinodontiformes; Poeciliidae. Gene Ontology annotation, cellular component: nucleus. Gene Ontology annotation, biological process: negative regulation of DNA-templated transcription. Gene Ontology annotation, molecular function: transcription factor binding; transcription coregulator activity. The record is from RefSeq and is a predicted model, not a curated record.
AGAGUUAGUCAAAUCAUAAUUUCUUGGCUGGAAUAAAAUUGGAUUAAUAUGAAUUAAUAAUACAAUAGGGAUAAUAACAUUCAGCUUGAAUUUCCUUGCGUGGCCUCUGGGGGAAAUUGCAACAAAGUCAGUUAGAGAGGCAAUUUGAAAUCAUGGAGCCACACUACACAUUCAGUCCCACAAACCAUUUUUGCUUGGGUGUGGACUAGUAAACGGUGUCCUGUAGAUGUAACUUUUGAACAUUUCCACAGGUUUAUGUUACAAUUAUAUAAUUAUGAUGCAUUUUAUUGUGAUUUUAUGUGACAGAUCAACCCAGCCCACUGUUCAGAACAGUGAAGGGGAAGAAAAUAGAAAAGUUUAAUGCAGCCAGUUGAUUAGCAACAGAGGACAAUCUAAUCUUACUAUAAACCCAGCUGUGCUGCAAAGUCCUCAGUGAUUUGUUAGAUAAUUGAAUGGACAGCAUCAUGAUGUUCUGCAUCAGACAGGAGUCAAACUGAACUUUGCUGCCAACAUGCAAUACAAUAUAGGCCAUCCAAGGACUAUUCCAAAGUAAAAAGGGAAUUGUUUCUUUUACUGAAUAUUUUAAAUAUGUUUUUCACCAGUACGAUAAACUAAAAUGUAUCUUUAGUCUAUUCAUUUUCAAGCGUUAAAGUUUCUUGGUAUUUGUUUUAACUUAAUGCUAUUACUAAUGCUUAAUGUACUAAUGCUAUUUAUACCAAGGCCUGGAAGCUUUUGCAACCUUCCAAUUUUUCCACAUUUUGUCACCUUGCAAUCCUAAACUUCAUUGUGUUUAAUUGGGAUAUGAUACACAUUUUACUCUGACACUUAAACACCCCUGAACAAAGUUUAUUUGUAGAACGAAAGCCAUGAUACAUUCAUUUUACACCUUGACACAAGCGAAGAGAAAUGACCUGGUCAGAUGAGAUGGAAAAUUUUACCUUUUAACAUAGCAUGCAAAGUCUUUGUGUGAUGGAAAACUUACUCUGCUGUCACCUUGUCAUCAGAAUCCAAAGUGAGACAUGGUGAAGGCAGCAUGAUGCUGUGGCAAUGUUUUUCUCCAGAAGGGUCACGAAAGCUGAUCAAAGUUUUGUAAAACAUCCCUUUUUUUUGGUACAAUUAUCUCCAGAGGAUUCAGAGUAGAACAGGGCUAGCCCUCUUUACCAACUUGGUGAUUUAUUUUUUAUUUUUGCUAACUUGAUUCAAAACAGAAUGACAUGUCUCAAUUUCAGGGACCAUUUAUUUCCAAUUGAUUCUAUUGACACUGGCAGGAUAAGAGUUAGAAUGGUCCAGUCAAAGCCCAGAGUUAAAUUCAAUAAAUUAAAUUAAGAAUCUUCAUUCUCUAGAUGCAUAACACUGACAGAUAUAUCUCAAAGACCUCAGCUGAAUCUAAAUUCACGCCACACUUUUCAGAUUUUAUUAUCAAAACAUACAUACGUAUUUUAAUUAAACCAGAUCAUUGUCCUUCCACUUUACUACUUUGUGUUUAUCAAUUUAAAUAUCAAGUAAAAUGCGGUGGAGUUUGUGAAAUUCCGUCUUUUUAAGACCAAUAAGACAUGAACCGGAGUCUCCCUCAUUUCUUGGCCAUUUUAAAGGCGAGUCUGCACGAUGACUCUUUCGUUGGAGGGUCUUUUGACACGGUAAACCUCCGGGAAUCCCCUGAAGCCUCUGCAUGAAGGACUAAUCUCGAAGACGCAUGAGGGUUAAUUUCAAGCCCCCACUAUACCACCACCCACAUCUCCAAUUUGAAAGCCGCCUCUCUACCGGGAGAGGAAGGCUCUUUUUCGGUCAGAUGGCGUGCUGCAGUCCGCCCCCGUCAUUCUCCAGCCCACACAGACGGCAAAAAAGGCAGCCAGCAACCAAUACGGUGCGCCGGAGGAGGAUUUCUGCCAGUGAUAUCAGCCGAGGAGCGAUACGCAAAGGGGAUUUACUACGGCAAAUCUGCGCCGUGGAGGCUCUCGGCGAGAGUUUCGCUCCCGGAGUUGCGAGCCGUGACAUUGGAGUGAAUAUAUUCCCAGUUUAGGCGGAACAGAUCUUCACAAGGAACCUGAAAAGGUUCAUGCGAUUCCCCUCAAUUGUUUGACCUUUCCAGUGCUGUGUGCUAUGUCUCUGCCACGCACCCUUGGGGAGUUGCAACUCUAUCGGGUGCUGCAGAGGGCCAACCUGCUGGCCUACUAUGAAACCUUCAUCCAGCAAGGCGGUGACGACGUGCAGCAGCUCUGUGAGGCUGCCGAGGAGGAGUUCCUGGAAAUCAUGGCCCUGGUUGGCAUGGCCACCAAGCCGCUGCAUGUGCGUAGGCUGCAGAAGGCUCUCCGCGACUGGGCGGCGAACCCUGCCCUUUUCAGUCAGCCCGUCGCUAAUGUCCCUCUUGGGGGGAUCCCGCUGUUCAAAGUCGAAGGGACGGGCUCCAGCGGGUCAGCUGGCGGGUACAGAAAGGCUCUGAGCAACGGGCAGCCUGGUUCCCCCUGCGAAAGAGAGGACCGGGCAUGUCUCACCCCGAUGUACAGCGGCAGUCCGAGAAGUCCCUGCUCCCAGGCGUCACCGCAGCCGCCGGACACACACUACAGGGAAAAACUCUCCCCCAUGGACCCACACUGGCUCAGCCCAGACCCUGAUGGGAAUGGCGCUCUUGCCUCUGCAUCUGGAGCCGAGGAGGAACCACACAGCCCACCUCUCCUGUCCGCAGGUCCUCCGGGUCCUUCCACAUCUCCAGUGCCCUCCGCAUCCUUCGCCCCAGCACCCCUAUCAGCCUGGCCAGGAGGGCAGCUGGACGAGGAGACGGCCAGGGCCGUGGUGGAGAGCGUGGAGAGACUCUAUAGGACCCUGCCCAGGUCAGACCCCGCAGAGGUAAAGACUCUGCUGAGGAUGAACAAGAAAAUAGCAAAAACCGUGGGUCACAUCUUCAGAAUGGGCUCGCAGGAUGCAAACAAGGAGGAGGAGAUCCGGAAAUACAGCCUCAUUUAUGGUCGCUUCGACUCCAAGAGGAGAGAGGGCAAGCAGCUCACACACCACGAGUUGAUCAUCAAUGAAGCUGCUGCCCAGUUCUGCAUGAGAGACAACGCUCUCCUGCUCAGACGGGUGGAGCUCUUUUCUCUGGCUCGACAGGUGGCCAGGAAAUGUGCCUACACCUCCACACUCAAACAUGCAAGGUCAAAUGCUGACGAGAGCAGCGGUUUGUCUCAGAAGAGAGCGAGACACGAGGUCAUCGUGUCUGAGUCAUCGCUCCUUGGAGUGGAGGGAUCUGAAGGAGCGACUCAGAGAGCAGAUGAAGACAGCUUGUCUGCAGAGAGCCUUGACUGCGUAUCGCUUGACUCCAGCUCCCAGUGCAACCAGUCUCCGUCUCCCCGUCCUCACACUGACGCCUCGAACCCCGCCAGCUGGAGCCGCCAUCUAAUACAGCAGACUCUAAUGGACGAAGGCCUGCGAUUGGCUCGGAUGGUGUCACAUGACCGGGCGGGGAAACUCAGCCUGGGGCCAGAGGGAACUCACUUGGCAGAGCAUGACAUCAAAGUGGAACGGGCGAUCUUGAUGACGGCGUGCCGGAGCAGUAGCCCUUGUGUCACCAAAGAGCCAACAAUCACCUCCAACCACAGAGGAAAGUGAAACCCGCAGCCCGUCAGGGGAGCUGUGCUCAGAGAGAGAGAGGACUCCAACUCAAACUGUAAAUCUAAGACUCUGCAAGGAUCUGACUAAAUAGGCCCCGUCAUUGUCUUGUAAACGAAUCCGCUGUAAAUUAAGAUCUAAAUGUUUCUGUUUUUUAUAUAUCUGUUAGAUGGAAGGAAACCCCGUCUCUGUUUUAGUGUCCUGUAGAGUUUAGCUGUGUUCUGUCAGGGAAAAUGUUUAUGUUGCUGCCAGUGCCGCUGUGCGCUGGAGGAUCCGCCUGCCACAGAUGAAACGCGCUUCACACAGCAGGGGGCACUGCAACUUUGGGAAACUGACGCUCUGAAGUUCCUCCACACUGAGCGACACUGCAGAGGAGAUGCGCGUUUAGCAAACAUCUCUUUGCUUUGCAAGUUGCAGCAUAAUGCUCCGGAGCUGUUCACUCAGGAAACGCUUUGCUUAGGUCAGAGGUCAGAACUGUAGAGGUCAAACUAACUUAGAAGGGACUGACACAUGCAGCACCUUGCAAAAAUAUUCAUACUGCUGAAAAUUUUUAUAAAUUUUGUUUUAUUUAUAUUUUAUGUGAUAGACCAACAAAAUAUACCAUAUAAUGAAGAAGUGCCUCUUAUGAGAGGUAGCAUGUAGAUGGAGCCACACACAAAGUUGAAAACUAAAAAAGAGAAAUCACCUUUUCCAUAUUCUCUUGAAACCUUAGCUGGAGCUGCUUAGUGGUUUCUUUAAAAACUCAAUUAAAUCAGUUUUUAUCAAUCUGGCAUGUUUUUAUGUGCUGGAUUUUUAUUUAGCUUUUAUUUAAAAACUAAAUAAAAACAUUUAGUUUUUAUUUUGAGAGGUGCUACAAAAAUCAAGCUUGACUUCCUAAUUACACAUUUAAAAGGAAAUACAUGAUUUCAUUUUUUACCAAAUGAAAAUCUGAGAAGUCUCUUAUGCAUUUUUAUAAACUCAACUUGCUGAAUUUCUUUUUAACAAUUCGUGCCAAAUUUUCAAACUUUCAUUAGUAAAGAAUUUUGAAAGUCAUCAGCAAUCUACGAUAAUCAAGCACUACAUGUUGUUGGUCUAUCACAUAAAAUAAAAUUAAUUUGACUUAAUUUCCCUGUGAGAUUAAUAAAGUAUUUUUGAAAUUGAAUUGAAUUUUGAAUCCAAUCAAAAUGCACUGGAGUUUGUGGCUUCAGAAUCUGAAAACAUUUAAAGUGCGAUGAAUGUUUUUGCAAGACGCUGAAUGUUGAGGCUAAAAAGUGUUUCGUUUUUAGUCGGUGUUGAAUAAAAUUUCAAAAAGCGACUUCAUUAGCUUGUCCAUCAGAUUUGACUUCUGUCAUAAUCACACUCACAACUUUCUGCUGCACAAAUAACUGAUUGGAUGUUUUUUUUAAAAUCCAUUUCAGAUUGAAAAUUUUGCCAUCCCCAAGAUUAUGAACGUAUUUAUUUUCUUAAUCCAGUUGCUAAAUCCAGAACACUGAGGCUUGGAGCGACACAGUCUGGGCGCACUCUGACUUUGCUCCGUUCAGAGUUUAUUAUCACUAAAGGUAAAACUGUACAUUUGUUGGGAGCACUGCAUUUAAACUACAUUGAAAGGUUCUUCGUUUUAAAGGCUGUUUGACACACUUGUUGAGAAAUGGGGUCUUUGACUUGUAAGUUGAUCCGUUUGUAAUGUUUUGUGUCUUUUAAAGACGGACGUGAUAUUUUGGGGGGGUGAUUUAUUAUAAUUUUUUGUUCAAUUUGUAUUUUAGGAAAACUCAGAGGUUUAGAGAGACUAAAUGAUUGUAUUCUCUCUUGAUGCAGCAGCUUAUUUUAAACUCGUCACCUCGACUGGCCUCGGCAGCAGAGUUUAGGUGUUAGCUUAUGUCGACGGCUAUAAAUAUAACAGAUUUUGUAGACUAAUUGCAGAACUACCAGUGAGGUAGCGUGUUGUGCAUCGAUUACACCUACCCGUCUCUUGAGCAUUACAAUCAUCCUCAGUGUACGUUGCAAGACAGAUAAUUUAUUUUGUUAUAUCCUAAUAAAUGUUACUUUAAUGAUUUAAGUCAGUGUUGUAGUUCUUUCUACCAAGAGUGACUUUUUUCCUCCUGCUAAUUUAACAGCUCUGAAGUGUGGACGAGGCAGCAGGAGCUGCGUCACUCAGCCAGCAACACUUCUGCUGUUGUCUUGUUUGUUGCACUGACGCUUCGAUGCUGCCGUGACUCAUCAUCGCCGCUCAUGUCAUCCGCAGACAUCGGACUGCAAAACGAUACUCAAGAGCAAACCUGGUAUUAACCAGACAAAUUCUUCUGUAGGAUUUCAAAAAGUCCAAGGCGUUAUUAAGCGUCACGGCCCUGUGGGGAUGGAAAGAUUGCUCAUCCGCACCGAAACACCUUCGCAACUUGCAAGAAAAUUCAUAUUUCUCCAUGGUGUUUGCUUUAAUAUCAUACACGCCUUCUCUUUGCAGAGCACAUACACACCUUGGAUUUGAGUUUUCACCUACAUGAACUCUCCUUUUCCACAUCUCUUAAAAUAACUUUGCUGGAUUUAACAGAAGUAACCACUAUGUUUUUGCUUUUUGUUUCAUUUUUAUGAGCUACACCCAGGCCUGAUAACAGUACAGUCUAUAAGUCACUUAAAUAGAUCCUGUCAAACAUGAAACAGGUAAAAAAAAAAAAAGCUCACAAAAAGAAAAGAAAAAUAAAAGAUGAAACGGUAAGAAAGCUUUUCUGAAGCAGCUGGUUUUCCACAAGAGAUCAUUACAAACUCUUUCUGCAUGUCACAAAAGAAACAAGAACAAAAUCCAAAAAAAUUACAGAGAUCAGGCAAAAACUGCAUCAAUGGGACCAAAGACAAAACUCCUGCUGAAUAAAAAUGACACAGAAGCUUGUUUGACAUUUACCAAAAAAAAAUAAAAAAUUUUGAUCCACAAAAAAUAUUAUAUGAACUGAGGAUACAAAAGAGAAACUUUUUCAAAAGUGUAAAGCUACAAGUGUGGCAACUUCUAGUAAAUAAAAACAGAAGAUUUAAGGAAAAGAGUAUUAUAGUGACACACAUGGAGCCGACAGCAUGAAGGUCUGGACUGUCAUUGAUGGAAUCAUGAGGUCAUGACCUUACACUCAUGAAAGAACACCUGUAGAUCCAUAUCUGAAAGGCUAAAGAAGUGGCAUAGUCAAAGUCUAAAUAUCUCUGAGAUCCUGACCUUUAACAGGUUAUUUAGGCUCAAAAGCUGCAUGAAUUAUAACAAUUCACUGAGUUCACCGAGUUCUCAUUGACAUGUCUUAGAAAUUUCACUUAUGUUUUAGUGUCUUUCAGUUCAUGUUGCCAAGUAAUUUUUGUCGAUUAAAAUCAAAUGCAACGCUGUGAAACAUGUUAUUAACAUGUAAUAAAGAUAGCUCCAAGAAAUAAGAAGUCAUCCUUCAGAUUGGUUUAUGAUUAUUAAUCUAAUUAACCUUGAUUGCAUCUAUCAAUCAUUUACAUUUCACUCUUUAACGCUUUGAUUGUCAUUUAAUUGUAAAGGUUCUGUAACGAUAAAUACCUUUUAAUCUUGAAGAUGCAACAGAAAUUGUGUUCAAGAUCUUAACGUCUGAUUAUAAAAUCAAUCUGGCAGCAGAAAAGGAGCCGUUAUCGUCAUUCAGCUGUCAGCGUUGCUAAUUAGAGUUUAAUCUUUGCAUCUAUUUUUAGUUCCUGUUCUUUCUUCAGUAACAGUGCGAAGCAGCAGAAAGCCGAUCUGAUGACAAGCAGCACAAGGACAGUUGAAGUAAGCAGAGUAUAAAUUAACAUAUAAGAUUACUUCAACAUUUCAAGGAUUGUUGAUUUAAGUGUUAAAAAUUAAGCUAGAAAUUACAUAACUACAGCAGCAGCUCCGGCGAUGCUCUCCCAUUGGCCACUUGGUUUUAAACCAGACUUGAUGGAAAAGAAAGGAUGGAAAAGAAAGGAAAAAAGAGAAAAGAAA